AUGACACAACACGUAAGAAUCGGGUCGUUCGCCUGGGUCUCGCAGGCGUUCGAGCAGCUGGACAUGCUCCUGGUGUCGCACCUGGUCACAUGCACUUUGAUUCUCAUGCGUUCAGUCCCUGCUUUCUUGACAGCUGCGCGGCCUGCGCAUCGGAUCACUUCACGGUCGCCUGUCAAGGAGGAGCCAGCAGUGGAGCCACCGAGGAAGCGUCGCAAGACCAUGAAAGAUCUUCUUGAUGAAGAUACAGGUGUGCAAAGCAUGUACGACGCGCUGCUGAAGGCCAACGAAGCUCAAAGGCGCUUGCACUCUGUCGAGGCUAUCGAGCAGAUCUUCGCGCUCGCGCACGAGUGCACAGACGGGGACGCACGCAAAGUCAUCGGUCUGGUUGGAGCACUGAGCUUUGAGCUGCACUCCAGCCUAGCGGCUAGAGCGCUCCUGUUGACAGUGGCGCGUUGGACCAUCAUGGCCGGCAAGCUUGCAGGCCUGACUUCCGCAGCCGUGCGUGAGAGUGUCACGCACAUCACGAAGAUGGCUUAUGGGAAGAUCUCUUCGAAGCUGGCUUUUGAGCAGAUUCUGGCCCUCAUUGCAGACGCGCUUCCACAGUGGAAGUCUGAGUUCAAGGACACUUAUGCUGUUGACGUGGACGAGGUGGACACCCCCAGCACCGUGGACCCGGCCACUGCCAUGAAAGCAGUCAACUUGCGAAAGACGCUGGGUCCCGUCGCGCAGGCCAAGGCCAAGCCCCCUUGCAAAGACUUUGCAGGAGGCGCCCUGGCAAAUUCUGGCCCCAGACAGCCCCCACACCCAUGCUGA
This is a messenger RNA of Symbiodinium sp. CCMP2456, 813 nucleotides long. NCBI's taxonomy places the organism in Eukaryota, Dinophyceae, Suessiales, Symbiodiniaceae. The record is from the annotation of a GenBank genome assembly.